Molecule: messenger RNA, 973 nt
Organism: Doryrhamphus excisus (bluestripe pipefish)
Lineage: Eukaryota; Metazoa; Chordata; Actinopteri; Syngnathiformes; Syngnathidae
Gene: gpx4a
Product: glutathione peroxidase 4a
Biological process (GO): response to oxidative stress
Cellular component (GO): mitochondrion; nucleus
Molecular function (GO): phospholipid-hydroperoxide glutathione peroxidase activity; glutathione peroxidase activity
Source: RefSeq, a predicted model, not a curated record
AUCAGUGCAGUUGGCUUAUUAAGAGGACAUGGACACAAGCGUCCCCCUUGCAGUAGUCAUUCAGGUGGUGUAGCUGAAGACCCCAAAGGAAGGAGGUUUGAUCGCUUUCUGCCCUUGGAGGACCUUACCGAAGGGCAGGCAUGCGUCUCUUAGGGUCCACUGUCUUGUUCACUGUCCUCCUGCAGGCUUUGGGCACCUCGUCAGAGGACUGGCGUCUGGCCACAUCUAUUUAUGACUUCUCAGCCACAGACAUCGACGGCAACGUGGUCUCCCUAGAAAAAUACAGGGGCAACGUUGUCAUCAUCACUAACGUGGCCUCUAAAUGAGGCAAAACCCCCGUAAACUACUCUCAGUUUGCCGAAAUGCACGCCAAGUAUGCUGAGAGAGGUUUACGCAUCCUCGGCUUCCCUUCCAACCAGUUUGCCAACCAGGAGCCUGGCACUGAUGCUCAGAUCAAGCAGUUUGCAGAGUCGUACAACGCUCGUUUUGACAUGUUCAGCAAGGUCGAUGUCAACGGAGACAACGCUCAUCCUCUGUGGAAGUGGAUGAAGGAGCAGCCCAAUGGCAGAGGAUUCAUGGGAAAUGGCAUCAAGUGGAAUUUCACCAAGUUUUUGAUCAAUAAAGAAGGUCAGGUGGUGAAGCGAUACGGACCCAUGGAUGAUCCAAGUGUGGUGGAGCAGGACCUUCCUCCUUAUCUCAACGCCUAAAUGAUUAUGUCCUCUGUCUCUCUCUGAGCAUUACUGGAUAAGAGUUCUGGUUCCACCCGGACGUGUGACGGCCUGCCCAGAAACCCGCCUGACGGAAAAGGCAGACCCGAUGUAAAAAUGGCGUGCAAACCUGCCGAGGGGAUUACAGAGCUUUUAUUCAUGCAGUUGCCCGGAGAAAUGAUGGAAAUGUUUUCAUGAACAACACUGGAAUUUCUCCUAAUGCCAUAAUAUGAUUGUGUGUGGGAUUAAAAGCUCAUUAAACUUCU